This is a messenger RNA of Saprolegnia diclina VS20, 1853 nucleotides long. RefSeq lists its product as hypothetical. The transcript is spliced from 4 exons. Gene Ontology annotation, molecular function: protein binding. The record is from RefSeq and is a predicted model, not a curated record. Lineage: Eukaryota; Oomycota; Saprolegniomycetes; Saprolegniales; Saprolegniaceae. Bases 18 to 1688 code for a protein of 556 amino acids.
CGAGCAAUCUCCGAUCCAUGACCGACACGAUGGCUGCCCUUGCCGCCAUCCCGAGCCCCAGCGCCGGGGCGGAGCCUCUACUAGAGCGCUCUUCUCUUCAUGGUCUCUCUAGUGAUCGUGAUCUGAACCUCGCGCAUGCGAAGGAGAGCGCGCGAGUGGCGCCAACCUCAGGCAUGGCCCACGCCACGCUAGGUCACGCGCAGCUGGCCCUGCAGCAGUACCCGUCCGCAGUCCAGAGCUUCAAGAAGGCAAUCGCGCUUGGGCUUGAUGACCGUGCUACCCACGAUGCGCUCAAGCAGGCGCGUAUCGGCGUUCUUGAUGCACUUGGGACGGCCGACGCCGCGGAGUGUCCUCGACCGCCGCCUGUCGUCGCAACACCGCCACCUCCCGCGCAGCCCUCUCCUGCGCGGGCUGGAGCUUUGGCACCAGGAAACUCGAUGGCUUACGAGGUGGGCUGGCAAUGUUUGCGCCUCUUUGGUCAGCACCUGCUGCGACAGUCGACGCCAUUGCAGCUUGGGCUUCCGCUAUUGUGUCUCGGCGUCGCAUCGUGGCUCGUCCACAACUGGUGCGUCGCCCUUCUCGCCGUGUUCCUUGGCUAUAUUGCACUCUGGUUCCACUACAAGGUGCGCUGGCGGCGGCUUCACUGGCGCUUCUGGGUGCGGCUUCCAUGGCUCGCGUAUGCGCUACCGCUGCUUCUGCGGCUUCUCGGGCAGUACAAGCUCUUUGUACUUGUGCAUACUGCAUGGCCUGUCGCGUGCACCGUCGCAAUGACUUGCGCGUUGACAACGUCGCCGCGAGUCCGCAUGUGUCUUCUCCACGGCUCCGUCUUUCUCUACUACGUGGUGUGGGAACGAAACACGCACGACUUGGCUCGGUUUCUGGCGCCGCUGGCGCUCGACUCGGCCGGGUACUGCCUCGGCCAGGUGUCGACCGCCGACGUUCGGGUCGCUGCACAAGCCGCUGUCACUGCGACCGACGUUUCGUCAAUCGAUCUCACGGGAAUGCAGGCGCUGUACUUUCUGCGAUGGGCGCUCGACUAUUGGCAGCAGCCAACGACGUUUACGUAUACCGAACUCCUCGCGUCCGUCGUCGCGUCGCACGACGCUGCACUGCGAUGGCUCCACCCGCAGCUUCGAGAGAUUGCUACGGAGGUCGACACGACCACCUUGGCUGCGUACCUCCGUCUUGUGCUACAAGCGCUGCAACCGCCCAAAGCCGUUGCCAUCGCUCUCACAAUCUGUCGAGACGGCUCGAGUGUCCUACUGACGGCGCUUUUCCUGCUACGGGGUACGGUACCCAUUGCGUUGGCUCCGUUUGCAUAUGCACAGUGGCCCGCCCUCGUCGAGCUACGAACGCUGUGGCGCGAAGGCAGUGCCGACUGCGACAGCCUCGACUGGAUCCUUCUGCGCUCACCACUGCUUGGCGUCUGGACCAACGUCAAGGCCGGUGUGUACUGCCUCGAAUGUGGCGCGCAGGCAGCACGGGCUGUAGCCGCGACAAGUGCCGCCGCGACGGUCGCUCUCAAGCUCCGGUCGCUGGUCGCAGCCGUCGGGAAAGCGCGUGCCGAGGGAUGGAGCGCGCACUGGGAUACCGUGACAGACUCGGUCUUCUCCAUCUAUGCGGCGAGGGAGUCGGCGGCACAUGUUUGGACGUACGUCUGGCAACGCGUAUGCCACCAGCACCAAUAGCCGUGGCGUUAACGACAGCCCAUACAACCAGAAAAAUGUGGGCCAUCCGCGCACUGUUUCAUCCCACAAAACCCGGACCAUGGAAGUCAAAACUCUCAGUUCAAUGCUCUUAAUGAACCGAGUAAGACGAGUAAAUAAAGCCUGUGCACGUAGCGCGCCCACGAC